GACCUCAUUCAGUUACUCUGGCUCGGCUUGUUUGUUGUCUGGGGUAACGCUGUUGCUGGGGACGAUGUCAGAACACAUUCAGCUCUCAGUAGCCCUGUGUAGGAUUGGCUUUUACAAGUGUCUCCAGACAUUGUGCUGUACGGCUCCCCCUUCACCCAGACCGGAGUAUGAUGUUGUGUGCAUUGGACUGAGUGGUGCUGGCAAGAGCAGUCUGCUAUCUCGUUUGUGCAAUGAAAUCAGUAAUGGCACCGUACCAACCACAGGUUUCAGCAUCAAGGCAGUGCCAUUUGAAAAUGCAGUUUUGAAUGUGAAGGAACUAGGAGGAUCCGAGACCAUCAAGAAGUACUGGAGCCGAUAUUACCAAGGAUCCCAAGGUGUGGUGUUUGUCCUCAAUAGUGCUACGUCAGAUGAGGAGAUGGAGCUGUCCCGAUCUGAGCUCCACUUGGCCCUGCAACAUCCUCAGCUCUGUGCCCUUCCUUUCCUCAUUCUCGCCAAUCACCAGGAUUCACCGGCUGCCCGCUAUUUACCGGAGAUACAGAAGUACUUGGAAUUGCAGCCCCUGGGACAAGGGAAGAGAUGGGUUCUUGCAGGCAGCACAACAAACAACAUGGAUGCAGUGAAGGAGAGCUUCAGUCAACUCAUCAGCCUUUUGGAAGAGAAGGAGGUGCAACUUAACAGGAUAUGAUUCAAUCAAACUUCAAAGUGGAAAGUGGGUUUGAAGUGUUGUUUGCAAGAAGGAAUUUUCUGGACCUCUCCCUCGUAGAUGUUUUAUAACCCACCGGGGACAUAGAUGCAAACAACCACAUGUUUUGAUGAGUUGACUGGCAUAUUUGUUACCCAUAGGUCAAGGUC
Xyrauchen texanus (razorback sucker) is the source of this 852-nucleotide messenger RNA. Its product is annotated as ADP-ribosylation factor-like protein 15. The coding region runs from base 65 to 685 and encodes 206 amino acids. The transcript has 5 exons. The record is from RefSeq and is a predicted model, not a curated record. Gene Ontology annotation, molecular function: GTPase activity; GTP binding. Lineage: Eukaryota; Metazoa; Chordata; Actinopteri; Cypriniformes; Catostomidae.